AUGCUUCCCGUGCUGCCAUCACCGUCGUUCCUCUCUGACGACGACGAGGAGGAGCUCCUCAUUCAGAGAGAAAUCCAGCGGAAAAAGCGGAACGAAAUGUUCCCUUGUUUCCUCAGGCUGGAACAAAACUUUGACACUGAGAAGGAAGACUCUGCGGAAAAAGAAGAAGACGUGGAGAGACCCUCAUCUGAAGAAGAGGCGCCUCCGUCGUGGAAGGCCGAGCUGAAUGAGCUGGAGGAGCUGCUCAGAAGCCUCGAAAAAGACCCCGACGGAGCUCAAGCUCGGGGUGUUUCGGAGGACUCGGUCCACCAAGAGAUACUCACGAGGAUCUCUGUCAUAAGCCGUUAGUUUUACUUAUUCCUACCUCAAUAAUCUCGUUUUUCUAGGUUCCAGCUCAUCUUCAAGGAUGUCGGAGAUGAUGACCCGACAAAUGGAAAUUGGCCGCGUCCUGAACGACGCUCUCGAAAUGAUGGACUGGGUGAGACUGACUGAUAGGGUUUUUAAUCUUGUGUUUUAUUUCCAGUUGCGGUCGAGGAACAAGGCGAGGUUUGUGGACCAGGAUUUGGAGAGCCUGGCUUACGAAAGGGAAGACUUCCCAAUGUAUCCUGAGGCUGAGGACGAAGUCAAACUUGUGGAACGAAAACGAGAACGAGGUAUCACUUAUUUUAUCAUUUAUUUUUGGACAUAUAAUCCGUUUUUCUCCACGAAACUGCUCUUUUUCUCUGCGCCCUUCUCCUUUCUAGCAGACUCUCUCAUAUCGGCCCGCUAUUUUUCUAUUUCUCUGAUCUCGCUGGCGAGAGAGUAGAGAGACGCAGACACUCAAAAAUUGCCAAGUCGAAUGGACUUUAAUGAAUACAAAUUUCAAUUGAAAUUUUUCAAAAAUUGGCAUCCUUAGGAAUUUUAGAGUGAUCUCUAUAGGGGUUAGGGGAGAAACAGCCCCUAAAGGGGCCGAAAAAAAGUUGACUAUAUAGGAGUAGAAUUAAGGUGGUCCCUAUAAGGCUUCAAGGUCUCAUUCCUAGCCAUACAGCUUAAGUGGUCCCUAUAGGGGUCUUCUAAUUUUUGUUCAUUAUUUAGUUUUCCUCGUAGAGUUAUCGACGUGUACAUGUACCCUAUAGGGGUCACUAAUUGAAAUACCUAUAGUGAUCACUUUUGCGUGCUUUAGUGGCCCCUUUAGGUGUUGGUAAAAUAGUCCCUAAAGUUGCGCCUAUAGGGACCACUCUGAAGUUCCUAAGUAUGCGAAAAACUUAACGAAUAACCUAUUUUGAAUAAAAUUGAAAGGACCCCUACAAGGACCACCUUGAUUUAACCCUAUAGGGACCACUUCUUCGGUCCCUACAGGGCUGUUCUCCACCCUAACCACAAUAGGGACCACUCUAAAAUCCCUAAGAACAGCGUGAUAACUUCUUUCACAAGAUUCACCUUGAAAAAUAAUUGUUUUCCUCACGAAAGACUUGAAAAUCAAGAUUUUCCAGAACUUCCGGUCUCAAGUUUGCCGGUCAUCGAUCGUAGCGAGGACUCGCUGCGUGGUCUGAGCAGCGUGUUAAUGAUGCUGAUCUGCUUGACGUCGACGUGGGUCCUGGGCGCGCCCCUCAGCCAGACCUACGUCGCCCUCUUCUCCCACGUCGUCUACUACACGGCGCUUCUGCUGGCCGCCGCCUUCGCCGACCACUUCUACGUCGUCGUAACCAUCUGCGGCACCGUCGUCUUCGCCGUCCUCUACGCCCUGCAGAUCUUCGCCUACGCCGUCAACAGCAUCAGCCUGGAGGAAGACUUUUUCGGCUGUCUUUCCGUCUACUUCAGCGUCAUCCACUUGCUCGUCUCCAUCGCUUCCGGCCUGAACGCUUUCAAAAAUUUCCGAUCUUCCAGUAUCGAUUCGCAAUGA
This is a messenger RNA of Caenorhabditis auriculariae, 1882 nucleotides long. Lineage: Eukaryota; Metazoa; Nematoda; Chromadorea; Rhabditida; Rhabditidae. The record is from the annotation of a GenBank genome assembly.